GACAAACCAUUCAGCUGUGAGAAAUGUGGACAAAGAUUUAGUCAGAAGACAAGCUUAAACCUACACAUGAGAAUUCACUCAGGAGACAAACCAUUCAACUGUGAUGAAUGUGGACAAAGAUUUAGUCGCAAGACAAACUUAAACCAACACAUGAGAAUCCACACAGGAGACAAGCCAUUCUUCUGUGAGGAAUGUGGACAAAGAUUUAGUGACAAGUCAAGCUUAAAACAACACAUGAGAAUCCACACAGGAGACAAGCCAUUCUUCUGUGAGGAAUGUGGACAAAGAUUUAGUCGCAAGACACACUUAAACCAACACAUGAGAAUCCACACAGGAGACAAACCAUUCUUCUGUGAGAGAUGUGGACAAAGAUUUAGUCACAAGACAAGCUUAUACCAACACAUGAGAAUCCACACAGGAGAAAAACCAUUCGUCUGUGAGAAAUGUGGACAAAGAUUUAGUCAGAAGACAAGCUUAUACCGACACAUAAAAAUCCACACAGGAGACAAACCAUUCUUCUGUGAGGAAUGUGGACAAAGAUUUACUCAUAAGACAAACUUAAACCGACACAUGAAAAUCCACACAGGAGACAAACCAUUCAACUGUGAUGAAUGUGGACAAAGAUUUAGUCGCAAGACAAGCUUAGACAUACACAUGAGAAUCCACACAGGAGACAAACCUUUCAGAUGUGAUGAAUGUGGACAAAGAUUUAGUCGUAAGACCAGCUUAAGCCAACACAUGAGAAUCCACACAGGAGACAAACCAUUCAACUGUGAUGAAUGUGGACAAAGAUUUAGUCGCAAGACAAGCUUAGACAUACACAUGAGAAUCCACACAGGAGACAAACCAUUCAACUGUGAUGAAUGUGGACAAAGAUUUACUCAAAACACACACUUAAACCUACACAUGAGAAUUCACACAGGAGACAAACCAUUCAACUGUGAUGAAUGUGGACAAAGAUUUAGUCGCAAGACAAACUUAAACCAACACAUGAGAAUCCACACAGGAGACAAACCAUUCAGCUGUGAUGAAUGUGGACAAAGAUUUAAUCACAAGUCACACUUAAACCAACACAUGAGAAUCCACACAGGUCAGAGACCUUUUCCCUGUGAGGUGUGUGGUGAAUUAUUUAGGUGGCCUGUCUCUUUAAAAAGACACAUAUGUCCAUGCAACAUAGAAACGGCACUUUGAGAAUGUUUUCUAAAAUUUGAAGUGUGUUAUGAAUAAAUUAUUAUUAUUAUUAUUAUUAUUAUUAU
Molecule: messenger RNA, 1256 nt
Organism: Melanotaenia boesemani (Boeseman's rainbowfish)
Lineage: Eukaryota; Metazoa; Chordata; Actinopteri; Atheriniformes; Melanotaeniidae
Product: gastrula zinc finger protein XlCGF57.1-like
Exons: 2
Biological process (GO): regulation of transcription by RNA polymerase II
Molecular function (GO): DNA-binding transcription factor activity; RNA polymerase II cis-regulatory region sequence-specific DNA binding
Source: RefSeq, a predicted model, not a curated record